CAGGCACAGAAAGGUUUGCGCGAGACGCACCCAGAUUGCGCGAGGCCCCAGUGAGGAGUCAUGGCGCCUGACGGCCGAUCGGAAACAGGAUUCUCCCUGCAUUUUCCGUCCUCCAAGGUCGGAGACGUGCAGAACCUCUCCCAAACUCCGCGCAGAAACUUCGUCUACCAGGGGGAGACCAUCGACGUUCUCCUGAUCGCCAAGUACUGCGAGGAGGACAGGGACGAGGAGAGAAUACGCGCGUGGCGGGACCGUGUUUUGGAACUGAGCACGGCCGCGACCGCCACGAGUUUGUUUCAAUCGCCGCACGACAUUUGUCAUCAAGACGGGGGGCUGGAAAAGGGGGCUAGUUCUACUUCCAACGGGAAACAGGACUUCAGAGACUGUGUGCCGCUUCUCUUACACAACAGCUCGGCUAAAGAUCAAGCAGAAAAGGGUGAGGACCCAGUGACCAUCUCAGAAGACACAGUAGUCUUCCCGCUGAGAGUCAGUCUGGACAAGCUUCCUGUCGGCACCAAACGCGUCGGGGUUUCUGUCGUGGUCUGGAACCCGGAGGUCGACAGCGGAGAGGAAGACGCUGCAGAGGAGAACACCAACGUUCCGGCGGAACCCGCGGAAGAACAGGUCACCAAGGAGGUCAAGGAGUCUUCAGAUGUCAAAUGCCAUGUUCUGAUUCUCCUCUGUCAGUACCACACAGACCGAGUUACAGAGACAUUCCCGUUGUUACCUCCACCACUGGUGAAGUGCAGAAAGGUGUCCGUUGGCAGGAAACACUUUCUCAUCAUCAAAGUGUACAACUCGUCCUGUGAGGAUGUCACAGUCCACCAGCUCCAGAUCAUUCCAAACUGCAAUGCUGCUUUCCAACACGAUGGGGCAGAGAAGUCCAGUCCUCAGCCAAACAUCCAAACCCCUAGCAAAAGAACGGCAGAAGGCGGUCUGUUCUCCCUGGUGCACACAGACCCUUCCCAGCUGCCCUCACAUCUGCAGCCAUUAGAGGAACACUGUCUGGUCUUCCAGAUCGUUGUCAACGACAACUGGAAUGCUGGCAAAUAUGAGUCCCUUGAGUCGGCCCUACUUCUCCUGAUGCUGUGGCAGCCUGGGACAGCAGUGAACUCAAACAGCAGUGAAGAACACAUCCACACUCACUACAGUCUGCCUGUGAUGAAGCUGGAUGAGCCCCAGUUCAUCAUGAAUGCCACCUGUCCAUCACCUGUCUACGUAGGUCAAAGAUUCGAUGUGAAGUACACCCUAGUCAACAACCUGCAGGACUUCCUCACCAUCAAACUGGUGUGGAGCCCGGAGAAGGCACUGCAGGAUCAGAAAGAUAAGACAGAGGCAAGUAUCAGAUCAGCUAGAAGUGUAAUGGACUCGGUUGUCUGCCACACACCAAGCUAUAACCUGGGUUUCUGCAAGUGUGGGUCGACUGUCUCCUUCACUGUCCCCUUCCAAGUGCUGAGACCAGGGCUAUUUGAGGUUGGGCAGCACAUGAAGCUGAAGCUUCAGUUCAACACCAUCACUCCAAACUUCCCUCACAGUCACUCCGGCAGCUCUGACGGAAAGUCUACCCCCGGGUCUUCCUUCAGCAGGACUAACAGCCCCAACUUCACACCAGACAAGAAACAGGGCAUGGCGGCCAAGUCCUACUCUUUCACUGACUCCACAUCAGCAGCUAUAGUUAAAACACAGUAUUAUCCUGCUGGAGUAAGACAAACCAACAGCCCGACCCACUCCCAGGACUCCCGCACCAGCUCUCCCUCCAGAUCUGCACCGGCUUUCCUGGCGCAGCCACCUGCACCGGUACUCUCACUGGAGAAAAUCAUGAAGCACAACUGUAAGGUCUAUGUCAUGGAACCUAACAGUUAGGGGCAAACUAGUGAGAUAUAACAUACAUGAUAGCCCUGUGCUAGUUGGGCAGCCCUGGCUGUAUCUUCCGUAAGUAGUCAUGUGCUCCCCAAAUUAUGGAUCUAUUCUCUCACGAGAGAAAAUCAUGUAGCACAACUGCAAGUCUAUUUCAUGGAACCCAACAGUUGAGUUAGAGGCAAAGUAGUGAGAAACACAAUCAUGUAAACUACAUGUACAUGUAGCUACCCCAAAUUUGUAUAAUACGAACCGAUCCUUGCAGCCUAUGAAUCAUGAAGUACAAUUGCAACGUCUACAUGUAUGUCAUGGAAGCUGUUAGAGGCAAACUAUUGAGAAACAUACUCGUGUCAGAUGUACAUCAUAUGUAGAUUUGCUUUGAUGUGCAUGUAAUAAAUGUAUAACUAUAAGACAAGUUGAAUCUAUGACGCUUUCAUUCCCUGUGUGUGGAAAAUUCCACAACAGUUUCCUGUAUGUGCAAUGUGCAAUACCAGUAGGUUGAAAAGUCUUAACAGUGCAAGAGAGCUAUGAGUGACUUUUACCUUAACUUAUAUAUGCAGUGGGAAUGUUUGCAAACCUUCUGAGGCAGCAUUUUGGCUGAAAUGUAUAUUUAUUAAGGAAUCUAUUAUGAUUAGCAGCCAAGAGUAACCUUCUUUUUAAUCUUUAAUGGUUAAGAGCAUUUUACUAAUUGGUAUAUGCAAGUUAAGUAUUAACAUGACAAUGACAAUUAACAAUGAUAAUGACAAUUUAACUUUUAUCAACAUAUUAUGAUAUAUUGAAUAUUGCAGAGUGUUAUCAAGCUAUCAAAGGAGAAAGUUGAAGACUUUUGAGAUCUUCUGGCAAAGAAGUAUUUGAUAGCAAAAAUGAUUUUACUUUACUAAUACUGACAUCGAAUGUAUUGAGACUUGUCCGUCAAAUUUGUUGCACGUGUAUUCAAGUGAAACAUAAAGAGAACUUGCUGUCUAUAAGCUCUAUAUGCAAUGCAAGUUGUGUUACUAAAAUGAAUUUCAAGCCUUCGCUAAAGACAAGCCAUUGCUGGUUACAAGCCAUUAGUGACUGCAAGCAAUUUAACUCCUAGUUUUAUAAGGGCUAGUGAAUGUCAAGAAGACUAUGUUCUUCUAACAAUUGUAUUAUUUGCAUUUUAACAGUGUUAGGUGCUCAUGUCAUUCCAUGUCAUUGUGAAAAUGUUCUAUACUAUGCAUUCUUGGAAGCAAAAGGUUAUAGUGGCAAUAUGCUAUAAUUUCACUUCAUGUGUCUGCUUUUCAGUGUUACCUGUGUAUAAGUACUACAUGUUUAUGUACACUGUAAUAUGUACAUUGCUGUUCCGUGUGUUUUGAUAAUAUUUUAUUCAUUUUAUUGGUUUGACUGCUGUGCAAGCUGUUAUUAAGGGCUAGUCUUUGAGUUCAAAACCUGUAGGUUUUGGCUAGUGCUGUUCCAGAGUGUUCUAUAUUUUUUGUGUAAAUGUCUUUGUCCAGCAAUGGUAGCUGAUGCUAUUGUGUGAAUCUUCUCAGUGUGGUGCAAGACGUGCCAAAACUAAAACUUACAAGGAAAGGGUUGCGUUCAGUAAUGUGUUUGUGGAUGUUGCAAUAAAUGUUGUUCCU
Branchiostoma belcheri (Belcher's lancelet) is the source of this 3458-nucleotide messenger RNA. RefSeq lists its product as uncharacterized. The record is from RefSeq and is a predicted model, not a curated record. Gene Ontology annotation, cellular component: TRAPPII protein complex. The coding region runs from base 61 to 1863 and encodes 600 amino acids. The transcript is spliced from 13 exons. Gene Ontology annotation, molecular function: alpha-tubulin binding. Gene Ontology annotation, biological process: cilium assembly. NCBI's taxonomy places the organism in Eukaryota, Metazoa, Chordata, Leptocardii, Amphioxiformes, Branchiostomatidae.